UUCUUUUCCACUUUGAACCCCCUCCUCCUCCUCCCGCUGUACAGAAAUAGAAAGGUUUGGCAGUAUUAGCACUCCUAGUAGUGAGCGUGAAGACACAUCAUCAAACUUUAUCUGUCCUUGUCUCAACCAGGCUCCAAAUCCGUCACUAGCCGGAGGAAAUCUUCUGUUUGCAGCAUCAGAAACGUCUGAAACCCAGAAGAGGAUAGUGUUUAGCGCUGAACACCAGACUUCGUAAAUAAUAAAGUUUAGACACUUUUCCGUUUAUAACACAGCACCCACUAAAGGGCUUGUUAAUCAGUUUGUCAGCCACAGAGUUAGCUUAAAACAUUUCAACCGUUAGAUUUGAGAGGGAAUGGCAUUGGACUUCGCUGCAGGCUGCAUAGGAGGUGCUGCUGGUGUUUUGGUUGGACAUCCAUUUGACACUGUGAAGGUGAGGCUUCAAGUUCAAAAUGUGGACAAACCUCUGUACCGUGGGACAUUUCACUGCUUCCAGUCGAUCAUUCGCCAGGAGUCGAUGCUCGGUCUCUACAAAGGCAUCGGCUCUCCAAUGAUGGGCCUAACAUUCAUCAAUGCCAUAGUUUUUGGUGUCCAGGGCAACGCCAUGCGUAAGCUUGGCCGCGACACGCCUCUCAACCAGUUCCUGGCUGGAGCCUCUGCUGGAACCAUCCAGUGCGUCAUUUGCUGCCCAAUGGAGCUGGCGAAGACGCGAAUGCAAUUGCAAGGGACUGGAGAGAAGAAGUCUAAGAGGAAGCUGUAUAAGAACUCUCUGGACUGUCUGGUGAGAAUCUACAACAAGGAGGGAAUCAGAGGUAUCAACCGCGGCAUGGUGACCACCCUGCUGCGUGAGACGCCUGGUUUCGGCGUGUACUUUCUCGCUUAUGACGCAUGGACACGUUACCUGGGCUGUGAGCCAGAGGAUCCUUACAUGAUCCUCAAGCUGUUGUUUGCUGGUGGAAUGUCUGGCAUCGCUUCCUGGCUCUCCACCUAUCCCGUGGAUGUGAUCAAGUCACGCCUUCAGGCGGACGGUGUGGGUGGUGUCAACCAGUACAGUGGCAUUAUGGACUGUGUCAGACAGAGCCUAAAGAAAGAGGGGUGGAGGGUGUUCACACGCGGACUCACGUCCACUUUGCUCCGUGCGUUUCCAGUGAAUGCUACCACAUUUGCCACUGUGACUCUAUUUUUAAUGUACAUGCGUGAGGGACAAGAGUGUAGCAUUCAGGACUCUGAGCAGCAGUCUGUCCAGACGCAGCCACAGACGCAGCCACAGACGCAGCCACAGACGCAGCCACAGACGCAGCCACAGACGCAGCCACAGACGCAGCCACAGACGCAGCCACAGACGCAGCCAACCAGCAUGUGAGCCAAUGUGCAGCAGUGAGCAUUACUAGUCGUCAGCAGAUCUGUAACGUGUAGAUGAAAUAAGAUUUGUAAUGCAGGUCUAUGAUCUUUUAACUAGUGUCCAUAAUAAGGAAGGUGAACUGAUCCUAGGUAAGCCCAUGGAGCUUCCACCAAGUGACCACAUGUAUUAUUUAAAUAAUAUAUUUUAAGAUUAAGGCUGCACUUGUAAAUAUGGUAUGGUUUUUAAAGGUCCUUGAUUUUUUUUGUACACUUUUUUUUUUUUUUUUAAGUAAUUUUUGUUACAAGAGUUAGUUAUGUACAGGGACAGUUAGAUGUUCCUAAAAUUUGUCUUAAAUGCUGUGUUCUAGAGUUGCAGCGACUAAACGAUUCGUCUACUGACAGAAAAUAAACUAUUUUAAUAAUGAAAA
Messenger RNA from Cottoperca gobio, 1766 nucleotides. It is a transcript of the gene slc25a29l, whose product is annotated as solute carrier family 25 member 29-like. Gene Ontology annotation, molecular function: high-affinity L-arginine transmembrane transporter activity. Gene Ontology annotation, biological process: mitochondrial L-ornithine transmembrane transport. Bases 353 to 1360 code for a protein of 335 amino acids. The record is from RefSeq and is a predicted model, not a curated record. The transcript has 4 exons. NCBI's taxonomy places the organism in Eukaryota, Metazoa, Chordata, Actinopteri, Perciformes, Bovichtidae. Gene Ontology annotation, cellular component: mitochondrion.